AUGUCCAACAGCAGCUCCAUCACCCACUUCCUCCUCCCGGCAUUCACAGACACACAGGAGCUUCAGCUCUUGCACUUCUAGCUCUUCCUGGGCAUCUACCUGGCUGCCCUCCUGGGAAACGGCCUCAUCAUCACCACCAUCCCCUGUGACCACCGCCUCCACACCCCCAUGUACUUCUUCCUCCUCAGCCUCUCUGUUCUUGACCUGGGAUCCAUCUCCACCACUCUCCCCAAAUCCGUGACAAAUUCCCUGUGGGACACCACAGACAUCUCCUAUGCAGGAUGUGCGGCACAGCUCUUUCUGUUUGGCUUAUUGCUUGGAGCAGAGUUUUCCCUUCUCGCCGUCAUGGCCUAUGACCACGUUGCCACCUGCCACCCCCUGCACUACGGGACCCUCCUGGGCAGCAGAGCUUGUGUCCACAUGGCAGCAGCUGUCUGGGGCAGGGGGUUCCUCAAUGCUGCGCUGCACACAGCCAAUACAUUUUCACUCCCCCUCUGCUGGGGCAAUGCCAUUGACCAGUUCUUCUGUGAAAUCCCCCACAUCCUCAAGCUCUCCUGCUCACUUUCAGACUACUUCAGGGAAGUUGGGCUUCUUAUAUUAAGUUGUUCGUUAGCUUUUGGGUGUUUUGUUUUCAUUGUGCUGUCCUGUGUGCAGAUCUUCAGGGCCAUGCUGAGGAUCCCCUUGGAGCAGGGACAGUACAAAGCCUUUUCCAUGUGCCUCCCUCACCUGGUUGUGGUCUCCCUGUUGAUCAGCACUGGCAUGUUUGCCUACAUGAAGUCUCCCUCCAUCUCCUCCACAGUUCUAGAUCUGAUGGUGGCAGUUCUGUAUGUGGUGGUGCCUCCAGCAGUGAACCCCCUAAUCUACAGCAUGAGGAACCAGGAGCUCAAGGAUGCCCUCUGGAAACUCUUUGAAUACAAUGUACUUAAUUUUAUUAAGGUGCCCAAUGUGCAACAAGGUCUAUCUUGGAUGAUCCCAGGCAAGGGCCGCCACUGGCCCCAUCUGGAAAUGGAGGAGGACUUCACCGCUCCCCAGCACAUCGGCCACAACGCCUCCACCAGCAGGAUGAGCGCCAGCAACCUGGCCAUCUGCGCUGGGCCAAACCUGCUGAGCCCAGGCAAUGAGAACAUGCUCCUGCUGGAGGCCAUGGUGCAGGUGACUGAGAAGGUAAACGUGCUGGUGGAGUUUAUGAUUGAAAACCACUGUGAAAUCUUUGGGGAAAAGGUGGCUGGCCUUCCCUGUCUCUCCGCUGAGGAGUCGCCAGCACCCAUGGACAGAUGCACAGAGCUGCUUGUGGAAGAGGAACGUGGCCCUGCAGGGGAAGAAGACGUGGAGCAGGAGACAAAAACCUGCCUGGAGACACCACCUGCUCUGCUCAUUCUCAAGGAAGCAGGAGGGCCACAUAUGGCAGCCAGAUCAGAAAAGGCAGAGAGCCAACGGGCAGCCUCCACCAAGCUGUGCAACAACAUUGAGGACCUGCUGGUGGUGAUGGCCAACGAAAUGCGGCACCACUUCGACAGGGUGAACGUCAUCUUCACCAACAGCAUCACCGAGACAGCCCACGCCAAGAACAAUGUUCAGACCCACCUGGCCAAGGAAGAAAGGGGGAAAUCCUAUGCCCAAGGAGCCCCUCACCAAUGCCAUGCUAGAAACCGCUUCCAUGACGGGACUGUUCAUGAGAGUUUCUUACUGCUUUCCAGCCUUGUCAGCGAGGUCCACGAAAAGGAGGAGAGGAUCAAGAGCCUUCAGCAGCGGCUGAGACACACCAAGUACACCCUGCAAAUGCUGCUACAUGCCGAGUCGGUCUUGCAGCAUGACCUGGCCAUCAAAGCCAACACGCUAUUCAUUUCCCAGGAGAAGUGCAAGGGCAUUCACAAGACCUUUCCCAGCACUCUCUAG
Molecule: messenger RNA, 1896 nt
Organism: Charadrius vociferus (killdeer)
Lineage: Eukaryota; Metazoa; Chordata; Aves; Charadriiformes; Charadriidae
Product: olfactory receptor 8S1-like
Exons: 7
Biological process (GO): G protein-coupled receptor signaling pathway
Cellular component (GO): membrane
Molecular function (GO): odorant binding; olfactory receptor activity; G protein-coupled receptor activity
Source: RefSeq, a predicted model, not a curated record